Molecule: messenger RNA, 495 nt
Organism: Eimeria acervulina
Lineage: Eukaryota; Apicomplexa; Conoidasida; Eucoccidiorida; Eimeriidae
Product: 50S ribosomal protein L13, putative
Exons: 4
Biological process (GO): translation; negative regulation of translation
Cellular component (GO): ribosome; mitochondrial large ribosomal subunit
Molecular function (GO): mRNA binding; structural constituent of ribosome
Source: RefSeq, a predicted model, not a curated record
AUGGAGUGGCUGCGCCGGUCUUGCCGGCGUUUGUUCGCCACUUCUUACGCAAAAAGUUCUUUUCAUGAAGGCAAAAUCGAUCCCUUUGCAAAUGUACAGUGGAUCGCGAGGCCAUUUAUGAAGCGAAAUAUGCCCAGAGAUCACGUUCUUGCGAAACCUCACCGAAGUUUAAAAGCCGUUACGAUGUUAGAUGAAGAAACCCAAAACCAUUGGCAUAUAUUAGAUGCGAAGGGAAAGGCGAGUGUUUCUGCACGUAAUCGUAGCGUUGGCGGCUUGGCGGCACAGAUCUGCCGGCUGCUGCAAGGGAAGCACCGUGUUGACUAUUCGCCUUUAAAGGUCUCAGGAGACUCCGUGGUGGUGGUGAAUGCAAUCCACGUGAAAUUUUCGGGCCACACGUGGGACACGAAGAUAUACAGGUUUCCUAGGAAGACGCACCCUGGCGGCCCUAAGGUGGUGACGGCGAAGACGAUAAUGGCGCGGAACCCCUCUAUGAUC